CGGGCAUUGAUGUAUCUUAGAUGUGGAUAUUGGAAGCGCGACGAAAAAAAAUUUCUCCAGUCCUAGCCGCAUGGCUGGCUCAGAGCCAUCAGCCAAUGGGUAUACCUUGCGACGCGGCAAGGCAUGUUUGACUGGUUCCCGACGAGAUGAGUCUCCUGGAGCGAGUUUGAUGCCAUAGGGCAAAGUGCCUCUGUUUUGCCAUGCUAAUUUGCUAAAUCUGAGGUGGGCAAAGGGACAAGAUCGACCCGAAGGGGAAUGACAGCUGAAUUAAACCUGGCUUGAAAGUUGUUUAGAUUCUCCUUUGACUUACUUGCCAACUCCUGGAGCAAUAAUCUGCGCCUUUGCAGUUCAGUCAUUUCAUCCGUCAUCCGUCAUCUGUCAUCCGUCAUCUGUCAUCCUUGACGUUCCAUAAAGACCCCUGCGGCAUUUGGCGAUGAUAUUUCCAUAUUAUCCCGCAGGAUUUUUGAAGUCCAUGUACACGGAUGUAUAUUCUUUGAACAAUAACCUGCACUAUACCAAUGACAAUUGUCAGCUAUCCUUCAAAUAAUUAUUUUAUGCAUCCCCAUUCUCCCGUUGAGCGGUGAGUUUUGCGCGGCGAUGUCCAUUCUCGUGCUGGCAGCCUUCUCGCAAGAUGACAAGAGUGAUUUUAACCGUGGCGUGAAAACCACAUUACACACAGCUGGUUUGGUCCAAGCAAGCCUAUAUUUCCACCACCAAUAUCUAAUAUCUCUUGUUAAAUAAUAAAACCCAUCUCUAUCUUCCCAUAAAAUGGUUCAUUUUCACACUGCCAUCCAUCUAUACCCUCUCUGAUACAGCUUUCAACUUCAGUUGCGAUUGUUAACCAGCUCUCAGACCUGUGGGUAUACCAGCAGGUAAUAGCGGGCCUUGCUGUUGCCCAAGGGAUAUUUUCUGGUAAUUUUAGUCUGUGUCUGUCUACCGUCAUUUGUCUCUCAUUCAAGGUACGCAGUAUCCCACCUCAAGUAGAGCACAAUGAUGUUCAUUGUUCCUAUAGGGGGAGAAAGCAGAUUGCCGGGAAGGGGAACCUCAGUCCUUUCUGUGGAAGAGAGGCAUAUCUCGGCUAGAUGCACAAGACUGCCAUCCUGGUAAAAUGUGCCUUUUGAGGAAUAAAUGUUAUGCUGUGAGGGCCUUUUGAUUGAUGCCAAUAGAUGAUUGCAUGUUUUUUAAAAAGGGAAAUAAAUCCCCUGAGCUGAGCUUGAAGGAGGGCUUCUAUCACUCACCUACUACCUCUUUAGGACAAAAGCACUCAAGAACACCACAGCACACUCUUCCACUUGCAUAUUCACUCAAUUGUUGUGAGGUGCUACAGGUGAAUUAGCUUAAGCCUCAAAAUUUGCUGCUUUCCCUUCCUUUCUCCUUGGUCUUCAUCCACCUUUCCAAACUUCCAUCCACAUCAAUCAAACCUAUCACAGCCAAGCUCAAGAAUCAUGGCUCCAAAAGGGGGCUUCGACUACGUUACCUACAACCGGCGACUCGCGUCUGUCAAGGUUCCUGACAAAAUAAAAUGCAAGGUGUGCAAGAAAAUCCGCGGGCAGUCAGCCUUUUCCAAACGUCAGCUCGAAGAGCUUUGCAAGGGGAUGCUCAAGACUGGCUGCAAUGGCAUCACUGGGCAAAACUAUGCUGGCUGUAUGACUUGCAUAUCUGGCCAAGUAUUCGAACUCACCUGCAGCUUCUGUGGCAAGACCAUGGCUUUGGAGUACUUUAGCAAGAAUCAACGCCAUGAUCCGGAUAAUGCGAGAUGCAAAAAUUGCGUCCAGGAGCACUUAGAAAGGGAUCCCGUCUCUGAAGACCUCAGGGAAACGAUCGAGGACGGAACUUCUACUAUCUUUAGCCAGAGCCAGAGGGGCGACUUCUCCAUCCCAUCGUCUAACGGCCAUUGUAUCGCGCAAAACCCAUACUGGCAGGAAGGUUCCGUCGCCCAAAGCUCUAAUCUCGAAAAUCCGAACGACUUCGAUAGCGAUGAGGACGCGUUCUCCGUUGAUGGCGGCACUGGGGGCGGAGGAGUCUGGCUUGAGCAGCCGAGGAGACGCCCGUUGACCGAAACCUCCUAUGAAGGGGCGGGUACCAGGUUCACUGCCUUCGAUCCCCAGGGAAAUCCUCAUGUCCGCAUUGUUGACGCGCCAUCCGUAGCCCCAACCAUGCAUAGCAGAUUGGAGGGUGUUGUAGUAGCGAGUAGGGCGGGUAGUAACCCAGCUACAGCGAGGGUCAGAGGCAGUCGAGGUGGUUUUGCGAAAGUUCCCGGUGCUCGUUUUCCGAAGAGUGAGGCUCCGACUAUGCGCUGCCCUCAGCCAAUUGCGGCCACUAUCGAAUCUGACGACGAUGACGAGGAGGACGAGGACCUACAGAAUUACAUGUAGGGGGCUUUCUACCAGUUUCAACUGAUCAACUGACACAUCUGCGCUUCACAUCUUCUCCUACGGAUCGCACACUCCCUGCCUGAAGGGAAAUACCGGCAAGAAAACUGAAAAGUAAGGAAGAGGAGAAAAGUAAGAGAAGAAGGGAUAUAAACCAAAAAAAUAAAAAUAAAAAAAUAAAAAAAUCGAACAUUAGCAGUUGUUUCUUGCAUCUGUUUACAUCAAAUAUUAUAUUUCUCCCUCAAGAGCAGGAGAGACACCAAGCCACUCGGAUGAUAGCAAUGAUCAAACUACCUUGAUAGCAUCGGUCCAUGUUCUAAUUUCAUCCAUUUUCUAAAGCAAAGAUAGUUUUGUUUCCUUAAAUGGAAUAUGUUUACUGGUUCACUCGAACGUC
Messenger RNA from Blastomyces gilchristii SLH14081, 2766 nucleotides. RefSeq lists its product as uncharacterized. The coding region runs from base 1446 to 2375 and encodes 309 amino acids. The transcript has 5 exons. NCBI's taxonomy places the organism in Eukaryota, Fungi, Ascomycota, Eurotiomycetes, Onygenales, Ajellomycetaceae. The record is from RefSeq and is a predicted model, not a curated record.